UAUUAGGUCCCACGAUUGGCACUCCAACAUCUUGCCUGAUUAUGGGGGUUAAGAGACGACGUCGCCCGCCCCCCUACGUCAGCAAAGACAGUCUAGUGCUCUCACAUGGAGCACGACGACGAGUCAGAGGCAUCCGACAACCAUGAGUCGGAAGGAGAAAAAUGUAGAGACAGACCACUCUACCGAAUCUCCGUACGAGGCUGACGAGGAAAGUACAGAGGACCAACCCUCUUCGGAAGAUGGAGACGAAGACAGCGCAAGUGAAGAACAACCACCACCCCCACCACUAGUGCCACCCCUAGAACAUGCGACUCUCCCCCGAUGCCAUGAAGAGCCCGACGAUACCCUCCUCCGUACAGCCGAACGUCUCCUCUCGUUCACCCUUGCGAGGGCAUGCGCAGAGGAUGUCCAAGGUCAAGGCAUUGCUGCUAAACUGCCACCCACUAACAUUCAUACCCUCAUUCGCGCACCUCGUCGAUUCGCACAUCCUGCAUGGAUACCCCGUCAACCGUUUUCGCCGGCUUUGGAUGGUUUCUUGGACGCAUUUUUGGAUACGUCUGCGGACAGUAAGGAACCGAAAACCCCUCCGACAACCACCGGAACGACGGCGGGAAAGCAACGAGACCGGAAGGGAAAUGUCUGGGUCGAGGGUAUUUGGGCUCGAGCACGUGGGUCGGGGAGCGAAUACCAGCCGAGAGCGCCGGGCGGUGUGAAGGGGAUUGAGUCGGAAGGUCAAUCAGCGACCGAUAGAGAAGAUGCAGAUGCGGACGUCGAUGAACAAGACGAGUUGAUCUGGUGGGGUUGGGAUGGAAAACUGACAGGGUUUACAGAUUGGUGGAGUCAACUCCGUUCUUUGCUUUCCCUCUUUACGAUGCAUAGUUUUGCGCUGUCCUUGCCGCACUCGAGUAGCAUUCACCAUACAUGCACGCAUUGCCUACGAACAUGAGUGUGUGGCGGUCACCACUACUCUUAGGAAU
Messenger RNA from Pisolithus orientalis, 977 nucleotides. RefSeq lists its product as uncharacterized. NCBI's taxonomy places the organism in Eukaryota, Fungi, Basidiomycota, Agaricomycetes, Boletales, Pisolithaceae. The coding region runs from base 143 to 946 and encodes 267 amino acids. The record is from RefSeq and is a predicted model, not a curated record. The transcript is spliced from 2 exons.